Molecule: messenger RNA, 821 nt
Organism: Felis catus (domestic cat)
Lineage: Eukaryota; Metazoa; Chordata; Mammalia; Carnivora; Felidae
Product: cell surface glycoprotein CD200 receptor 1-like
Exons: 3
Coding region: 1-798 (265 amino acids)
Biological process (GO): regulation of neuroinflammatory response
Cellular component (GO): external side of plasma membrane
Molecular function (GO): signaling receptor activity
Source: RefSeq, a predicted model, not a curated record
AUGAGCACUCACAUCAAGUGUGCUGGGAGUGUAGAGGAGAAGGCGAAGCAGCAAGGCUCUGAGAAGGCUUCAUGGCAGGUGCAGCGUGUGAAAUGGCUCUUAGGGGAAGAGGAGCAUUUUCGUGGACAAAGAGUGGUCUGUGUUCAGCUCACCCUUCCCUGUCUGUACCCUGUCUGUGGAUACAAAGGCAUCCUCUCUUGCCCUCGCAUCAGCUUGACAACUGUGCUGGUAACCACAUGGGAAAUAAUCCUCAGAGACAAGCCUUCCUGCACCAGAGCCUACAGGAGACAUACAAAUGAGACCAGGGCCAUAAACUGUAGUCAUGAGACAAUAUCCUGGGACUCCAGACCGGAUCAGAAUCCCGUCCUUCAGAUCGAUCCAGUGGCCAUCACUCAUGAUGGAUAUUACAGGUGUGAGUGGGCACAACUCAUGGGAUAUCACCUGACAGUGUUAGUGCCCCCCGAGGUGACCCUGUUUCAACUUGAGAAUGGAACUAUCGUGUGUAGGGCAGCUGCAGGGAAGCCAGCGGCGCAGAUCUCCUGGACCCCAGGGGGAGAUUGUCACACUGUGGAAGAGCCACUGGGCAAUGACACAGUGACCGUCCAGAGUUCGUGCCGCUGGGAAGACCACUGGGUAUCUAAUGUGUCCUGCUCUGUGUAUCAUCUGACUGGCAACAGGAAUCUGUCCAUAGAGCAGAAUUCUGUUAGUAAUUUCAGCUUUUGUAUGAGGUUUUCAUUAUAUCAGAGAAGCUAUGGAAGAAUGAAAAAGGAGUGUAUGGAGAAUUUCACUCAAGGAUAAUCUCCCCAGCUUCUCUUUUAUGU